AUGCGGUGCUGCAUUCACACGCUGUUGGUCGUGACCGCCAUGCUGGUGUCGGCGGUGCACGGCGCUUUCCUCCCUCUGCAACGGAGUAUUCCUCUGAGCCACCGCGAGGAGGUGGCGGUGCUGAGGGCUCGCGACAGUGCCCGCCAUGCCAGAAUGUUGAGCGGCAUAGUCGACUUCGCCGUGCAAGGAACCUCCGAUCCAAAUUCCGUUGGGUACGGGUUGUAUUAUACCAAAGUGAAGAUGGGAACACCUCCUAAAGAAUUUAACGUUCAGAUUGAUACCGGGAGUGAUAUAUUGUGGGUGAAUUGCAAUACUUGCAGUAAUUGUCCUCAGUCGAGUGAACUAGGGAUUGAGCUUAACUUCUUUGACACGGUUGGGUCGUCUACGGCUGCGUUGGUUCCCUGCUCGGACCCGAUAUGCACUAUUGGGGUUCAAGGUGCUGCUGCUGAGUGCUCCACGAGGGUUAAUCAAUGCAGCUACAGCUUUAAGUAUGGAGAUGGGAGUGGGACUUCAGGUUAUUAUGUUUCGGAUGCAUUGUAUUUUAACUUGAUCAUUGGACAGCCUUCACUUCCAUCGGUUAACUCUUCGGCUACCAUUAUUUUUGGGUGUAGCAUCAGUCAGUCUGGAGAUCUGACUAAGACAGAUAAAGCAGUUGAUGGGAUUUUUGGGUUUGGCCCUGGUGCUCUAUCUGUUGUAUCACAAUUGUCAUCACGAGGAAUAACACCCAAAAUUUUCUCUCAUUGCUUAAAAGGAGAUGGUGAUGGAGGAGGCAUUCUAGUCCUUGGCGAGAUAAAGGAGUCAAGUAUGGUUUAUAGUCCACUUGUUCCAUCGCAGCCUCAUUAUAACUUGAAUCUUCAGAGUAUUGCUGUCAAUGGGCAACUCCUCCCAAUUAAUUCAGCUGUAUUUGGAACAUCCAAUGACCGAGGAACUAUAGUUGACUGUGGUACAACAUUGGCGUAUCUUGUUCAAGAAGCUUAUGAUCCUCUUGUCAAUGCGAUAACUACUGUUGUGUCACAAUCUGCACGGCAAACUAAUUCCAAAGGAAACCAGUGUUAUCUGGUCUCAAACAGUAUAGGUGACAUUUUUCCUUCGGUCAGUUUAAACUUUGAGGGGGGAGCGUCAAUGAUUUUAAAACCAGAGCAAUACCUUCUGCAUAAUGGUUACCAUGAUGGUGCUGAAAUGUGGUGCAUCGGUUUCCAAAAUGUACAAGAGGGGGUCUCAAUUCUAGGAGAUCUUGUCCUAAAAGAUAAGAUAGUUGUGUAUGACUUGGCUCAUCAACGAAUUGGAUGGACUAACUAUGACUGUUCUUCGUCUGUAAAUGUUUCGGUGACUACGAGCAAGGAUGAAUACAUCAAUGGGGGACAGCUAAGUCUCAGCAGCUCCGCAAAACGCCUUCUUUCUAAUUUACUACUUGUAAGCAUUGUGGCUCUCUCUAUGUACAUAAUGUUGGUAUGA
Messenger RNA from Sphenostylis stenocarpa, 1455 nucleotides. The record is from the annotation of a GenBank genome assembly. NCBI's taxonomy places the organism in Eukaryota, Viridiplantae, Streptophyta, Magnoliopsida, Fabales, Fabaceae.